Messenger RNA from Lodderomyces beijingensis, 978 nucleotides. NCBI's taxonomy places the organism in Eukaryota, Fungi, Ascomycota, Pichiomycetes, Serinales, Debaryomycetaceae. The record is from the annotation of a GenBank genome assembly.
AUGUCAUUUGCUCAGACGUAUAUCUUGGCUAGCAAGGUGAGAGCCAAGCUCACGAAGGAGGCUGCGUCGCCCAAGGCCAGUUUGAGGAACUUGGUGACCCAGGCCAACAUGUUGGACAACUUGAUGGACUACAUCAGCGAGGAGACGGAAAAGAGAACCAGGAGGGACCAGGAGCAGCGUGAGAAGAGACGGGUGUCGUUUAGCGAGCCCGAUGGUCACAAGCCCAGAGUUUCCAGCGGGUUAUCUGCUUCGCCUAGCUACAAGACGUCGAUUGUUGAAUACGAAAUCGACUCGGAUUCAGACGACGACGACGACGACGAGGAUGUAGCAGAUGGAGAUGACGACGAGUAUAAAGAUGACGAGGUUCACCAGCUCAGCGGGGUCAUAUUUGACCAGAGCUCGAGCCUGAAAAACUACAACCACAUUCCACACAUGAGUUCCGAGGAAGCAGAUGACGAUGACACAGAAUCGGACUCGGAUUCAGACUCAGCAAGUUCAAUGUACUCGAGCUCAGAUAACGACUCAGACGACUACUACAUCUACUCUGACGAGGAAGACGAAAGCGCCGGCGACAAGAUCCCAAGGUCUUUCAGCAUACCGGCUUCUCCCUCCUACAGAGAACUCCCCACUUUAAACGUCACCAUGAACUCGAUUGCUGAAGAAGAAGAAGCAGACGCAGAAGAAGAAGAAGAAGAGGAAAUCUUCAGCGAGGCAGAAGUAUCUGACGACGACACAAUAACUGGCGACGACCUUGAAGGCCACAUGCCAGAGUUAUCCAGAACCCACUCACUAACCGACGAUGACGAAGCCGAAACUUUGGUUGAUCACGAAAUUGUCUCGCCCAACCAAGACAGCAAGCGUCUAGUCAAGUUGGUGAGCUUGCACACUAGAGACGACGAACCAUCGCAUCACAACCAUCAAUAUUACGUGCCUGGACUAUUCAGACACGACAACGUCGCAAUCGAACAUGUAUACUAG